UAAUGAUUAAUGGGAGAUGAAAGAAGGAAAAAAAAUAUUUAAGUUCUGCUCCACUUUUCCCUUGUCUCGUUUUGGGAUUUUUUCUAAUUGUUGUUUUGUUGUUGUUUUUGUUUUGUAUUUCUGUUGAAAUGCUGUAUAAAUGGACCAUUUGGAGCCAAAAUCUGAUAAACAACCAAGGUUGAAAUGUAUACUUAAAGCUAUGCAAGACAUUUCGAUGACAUUUUGAAUUAUCUUUUACGGGGAACUGAUAACAGACAUCUGAAACAUGACGAGUGGCAUCAACCAGCACAGUUCCUUUGUAAUGAAUCUCAAAAAUCCCCUAAUUUAAUCUCUGUCUAGUGUUUUAAGAGCUCAGUUUAGUUCAUGGGAACUGUGAAAAUGACUUACUGAGAAAUAAAUGUAAUGGAGAACUAAGUAGCAUAAAAUGGAAAUACUCAAGAAAAGUACAGAUAAAUAUUCUAAAAAAUAAGUAAACUACUUGUCACAAAAGCACCCAUCAAGCCCACAGCAUUAAAUCAAACGCACAUCAUCUGAACAGAUUUACAUGUUUUACAGACCAACUCUGAUCAUGUGACUCAGUAGAUGAAUAAAAUGUUUAGAUGCAGAGUGAGCAGCUACAGAUACGAACAUCUCACAUUACAAGCUGGAUCCUCCCUCACACACAAAUAUUAUUAAACAGCUGACUCUUCAGAAAAAUGUAAUUUAGCUUUGGUUUUCUCAGUACAAAGAGUCUUAAGUCUUUUCUCAUGAAUGUCAUCAUUUUAUUUGCUGUCACAAAAUGAGAUCAUCCUCUUUAUAUUUAUUUCCUCCUAAAAAUACAUGUUAUGCAAGCUUUUGAUGGUUGUUUUGCUGUAUUUAGAAGUUUAUGUAAUAGAGAUGAAAAGAGAAAUACUUUUGAUAACUUUGUCACAUUUGUAUAUGUACAUAAAUCUUAAUAAUAAUCAGUCCAAUAACUCUGUAGCUCCUUGAAUGGUUUAACCUAAGGUCACAACAUUCUAAUUUGUCUAAUAAAUUGACUUGUAAGCAGAUACCUUUCAAACUAACAGUUGUAUUUUUUGCUAAUUAAUUAACUGAACAUCAUCUGCAACUCUUAACUUUAACUCCUUCACGCUGAACUAAUGUACACUACCAGUCAAGAGUCUGGACAGACCUUCUCCUUCAAUGGUUUUUAUUUAAUUAUUUUCUAGAUUGUGGAUUAAUACUGAAGACAUCAAAACUACAAAAGAAAACAUAUGGAAUUAUGUUGUAAUUAAAAAAGUGUUAAUGUUCAGUAUUAGUCUACAAUGUAGAAAAUAAUGCAAAUAAAUCACAAGAAAAGCACUCAGAGAGCGCAGUACUCCACCAAGGCUGUUCAUUCCCCCAUAUGACAUUGUCAGAAAUGCAACAUUUUUUUUCGUAGAAAUGCAGCAUUGCUUAUCAGUUAUUGAUGAUCAGAAAUCACACCAACAUAGAAUGUGUCCAUUUAAUAUAGAUGUACCCUCAAACAAAAUGACCUUGACCUGAGCACAGGUGUGUGUUAUGCAUGUGUACGUUAUGCAUGGAUACUGAAUCGCAUGACUUGAAUAUAUAGCAAUCAGCAGGAACUGAUGGGAAAAAUCUCCACAAUUGAAUCAAUUGUUCCUUGUAUCAUUUGCAAUGGAUAUGCCCAGAUAAGUCCGCAGCAGCUGAUUUGUAGUAGGAUCGCAAUUGUGAUCGUAGCAGGCAGCUGACAUAGCGUUCACUUGUUGUCAUAGUUACAGUGACGCUGUGCUGCUUUCUUGCAAUGAUACAGAAAUAUUGAACAAAUCCAUGGAUCAAAACUAUAAGCCACAUCACUGCCAAAAUCUAAUGAAGUGGUCUUUGUGUCAUUUCUGUCCUUCCCUGAAAACUUCGUCCAAAUCCAUUGAUCUAUUUUUGAAUAAUGUUGCACACAGACGGAAUAACAGAUACGCCGAUUGUCACAUAACUCCACUGCAUGCCUUGGUGGGGUAAAAAGCCUUCAAUGAGAAGGUGUGUCCAAACUUUUGAUUGGUAGUGUAUGUACUACAUAUUAUAUAUUCGUUAUUAUUUUCAUGCCAUUAAUGUUGCCCCCGACUUUAUUGUACAAUCACCUGUAGAGUUUUCCCCCUUUAACACUUUUCAACAGUCAACUAAAUUCACUUUGACAUGAAAGAGUCUUUAUUUUUUGUCAGUGAGGCCAAUUUGAAUAGACCAUGAUUGAAUAUUGAAAACUUCCAAGAGGGGUAAAAAUAACCUGUAUGCAGCAUAUAUAAGGUAUUAAUAACCUGAAUUUGUUGCUAAUAACUCAUCCGCAGUUUCUACUAAACUUUUGAUCUACUUUUAAACAUGCUUUCUUUUAUCUAUAUUUACCCAUAAUAGUCAAAGACAUUUUUUUCUGUCUUUCUUUGACCCUUGUUUAAAUGCAUUUAUGCUUUUCCGUGUAAGCACUUUGAGAGUCAGAUUCCUCGUAUGUGCACUCAUACUUGGCUAAUAAAGCUGAUUUUAAUUCUAUUUACAAAUGUUAGCAUGCUAACUCACUAUACCAAGACAGUGAACAUAGUAAAAGCUACACCUGCAUGUUAGCAUUGUCAUUCUAAAGGUGCAUUUGGCCCAGAAUACUGAAAUAUAAGCUUACAGAUCUGCUAGCAGGGCACUUGUUUUAGACGUAGUCAGGUUCUACUGUUCAGUCCUGGGUUACUUUAAUCAUACUUCUCAUCUAUGAGUCAUAAAAUAUUGCCCAGCUUCCUUUAGACUGGUAAAACUCCCCAGUAUUCAUGAGAAAUACUGCAGUCUAAAUUUUUCUGAGCCAUUGUUGAUGCUCUGAUAACAGACACAGUAGAUAGCAACUACAAACCACAGACAUCAUGUUGAAACACAUUACAUCUCUAGACGAAGACAAAAACUGCAGUCUUUUGAAAGCAGGCCAGCUGCCCCUCUCAGCCCAUAGAUAAUCAUAACGGCAUGACCCUCAGAUGCAUGAUCUGUAUUCUACCACAACUAAUGACUUAGGAUCCUGUUGGAGCUCGUAUUGACAGACAGAUCAACAGGCAGAACGCAGCAGAUUUAGAGCUCUGCAGCAGGUUGCUUUCUGUGGCAUUCAUGUGACAUGUCUUCUCAAGAGAUACCCGACCAACUGCCACCCACUGAGUGUUUUUUUUUUUGCUUGCUCAAAGUUUGUUCCGCUUCCCCCUCGCUCUGUACGGCUGCAUACCUAACCAGCAGGAAUGUGAUUGUGCUGCAGCUGAGCAGCCGUCAGACUUGUGGCUACAAGCACACAGCUGAUUGCAUCACAUCCCAGUGAGUUAUCUGCCUGAGUCUGAGGGUGUGUUUGUGAGAGAGAGAGAGAGUGUCCCGUCCCCCCCUCCUUUCCUUCCAGUUAACAUGUUAAGUCAGAUCAGGAAGUGUGAUGCUGUGACAGUACAGAAGGAAGCGGGCACACAAUGGCGUUAAAAUGAGAGGCCCCCGGCUGAAGACCCCUCUGCUGCUGCUGCUGCUGCUGCUGCUGCUGCUGACCUCUCUGACUGGCACAGCGCUUUGCCAUGAAGAUGACGGCACAGACCCUGAAACUUGGGCAGAAGAAGAAGAAGAAGAGGUGCCAAACACUGAACCAGCAGAUUACGUCGCUACAGAAAUCCCAGCAACAACCCCCUCACUCACAGAAAUCGCUGAUUCAGACCCAGCUGACGAGAACACAGAAGACCACAGCUCAGGACACAGUCCCAUCGAAACAGAUGAAACAGACAUUGACGUUUCACCAGCACCUACAGAGUACUCCAAUGCCACAGACGGAACCUCUGUAUCACAGAAGGAAGAGGGUUUGAGUCCCAUCAUCAUCUUGAUUCCUGUGGUGCUGGUGGUCCUAAUCAUUGGCAUGAUAGUUUGUGGUAUUUUCAUUAACCGCAGGUGGAAUAAAAAAGCGAGAAAUCAAGAGCUCAGUAAAGAAGAUCCAUAUUUGGAUGGAUCCAGCACAGAGAAGGUGCCAAUGCCGAUGUUUGAAGAAGACGUGCCGUCUGUGCUGGAGCUGGAAAUGGAAGAGUUGGACCAAUGGAUGAAAAAAGACGGUGGAGCUGCAGAGGACGCUAAACAAACAUAACUGCAUUUUCCGUUAAAGGAUGCUCUCUAUAAAGGACCCACAGUCAACAAUGCUCUAUCACCAGCUCAGAUCUUCUGACCUUUCGACAACAAUCCAGCAACAUUUGUGACCAUAGGAGUUCAUGUGAUGGUCAGAAAACAACACCACAACACCUAAAGGACACUUAAAAACAUUAUUUUUGUAUUUAUAGUAAAACAAUCAGCAAUUGAAACACAUCUGAAUGUUUUUUUAAAUGCAGCACCUGAUAGUCUUCACUGUUUUUUAUGCCUAUUGAACAUGUUUACCAGUUAUACAGGUGCAUUUUCAGUAUUUUAUGUCUCAGCGAAUCAGCCAGAUUGAACAAUGCUACAUUUAAAUUGUAAAAAACUCAGUCUGGUAGUUGCUGAAUGUUCUCUGUUCUGCAGAUUUAUUCUGUUAAAGGGCAUUCAGUCAACAAAAAGUGCAACUAGAUCAAUAUCUUUCUCCAUCCUCACAGAUACGACUGCUCAUAGUGUGUCGUUAUGGCUUUUCCUCAGCUCAAAGCCUCUUUGUUGUAUUACACUCUGCAGAUUUUAAUGAGGAAACAUCAACUCAAGACUGUAGCCAUGCAUGACUGAGAAAACCGCUAAUUUUUUUUUAUGUCUGCGCAAAGCUGCUUAGAAUUUAUGGAGAAAGUGUUUUUUCUUUAAAUCACAGAGCAUGAAAAGCCAAGUCUGCUGUUUCUGAGGCUUUUGAUAAAUUAUUGCCCAUCACUGAAAGAGCUUUGUAAAAGCUGCGACUGAUAAGAUGUGUAUCUCACCUCAGAUAGUAACUCUCAGUUUUUUGCCUUGAAAGUGUUGAAUCCCAGCAGUCGUAACAAUGAUCUAAAUGUGAGCUCUGCUUCCUUUCAGUGUCAUUCAGUAUUGUGCAGGAUCUUCCACUGUAAAUAUGAGAAUACAGUAUGACUUAAGAUGUUCUUUUUCAUAGAAUGCCUUUUGUAAAUAUUUCAUAUUAGGCACUCAUGUUGUUUUGCUGAUGAAGCUUUUAUUAAAAUUUCAAUAAAUAAUUUCUCCUGAUUAAAUUA
Messenger RNA from Amphiprion ocellaris (clown anemonefish), 5114 nucleotides. It is a transcript of the gene tmem154, whose product is annotated as transmembrane protein 154. The record is from RefSeq and is a predicted model, not a curated record. NCBI's taxonomy places the organism in Eukaryota, Metazoa, Chordata, Actinopteri, Pomacentridae. The transcript is spliced from 9 exons. The coding region runs from base 3431 to 4072 and encodes 213 amino acids.